AUGAAGGUCGAGUUCGCCCCGCUGAACAUCCCGCUGCGGAGGAGGCUGCAGACCGCCGCCGUACUGCAGUGGGUCUUCUCCUUCCUGGGGCUAGCUCAGUGCUGUCUUGCUGCCUUCGUCCUCCUGGCUCUCUCUGAUUGGUGGAUGCUGGCCCUGCUCUAUGCUGGUUGGCUGUGGUUGGACUGGGACACGCCCACCAGCGGGGGUCGGAGGUCACAGUGUCUGCGGACCUGGAGGGUCUGGGACUACUUCAGGGACUACUUCCCCCUGACGCUGGUUAAAACUGUUGAUCUGGAUCCAAAGAAAAACUACAUCUUCGGAUUUCAUCCGCACGGUGUGCUGGUAGCGGGGGGGUUUGGGAACUUCUGUACGGAGGCGACAGGUUUCUCUCGUCUGUUUCCUGGACUGACGUCUCACCUGCUGAUGCUGCCAUUCUGGUUCAGAGUGCCGCUCUUCAGAGACUACAUCAUGUGUGGAGGCCUGGUGUCCAGCUCUAAGUCCAGCCUGUCGUACCUGGUCAGUCGUCCUGAAGGAGGUAACGUGGCUGUGAUUGCGGUGGGCGGAGCUCCAGAGGCUCUGGACGCCCGUCCAGGAGCUCUGACUCUCCAGGUCCGAAACAGGAAGGGCUUCAUCAAACUGGCCCUCAAACAUGGAGCUCAGCUGGUUCCUGUCUUCUCUUUUGGAGAAAACGAGCUGUUUGAUCAGAUGGAGAACCCGAGUGGAUCUCCUCUGAGGAGGCUGCAGAAUCGGCUGCAGAGCAUCAUGGGAGUAGCAAUGCCUCUGUUUCAUGCCAGAGGAGUUUUCCAGUACAGCUUUGGACUGAUGCCCUACAGGAAGCCCAUCAACACCGUCGUGGGGAAGCCGAUCUCGGUGGUCCAGACUCCCAGUCCGAGCAGCGAGGACAUCCACAGUCUUCAUCAGAUUUACCUGCAGAGUCUGACUGAACUGUUCGAGCAGCACAAACACAAAUACGGCCUGGAGGAGCACCAACACCUCACCUUCAUCUGACGCAAGCAUCACCUGCAGAUCACCUGCACCCUCCCCUCACCUGUCCUUCUGCUGUCCCUCAGUCGCAUAUAGUUCUGGUGGUGCCACCGGGUUUUCAUUGGUUCUGAUGGAGCCAACGGGUUUGUUCAGGUGUUGCAGGUGUUAGAUUGAACCACUGAUUUGCAUACUGGAUGCUAACCCUGCUAGCAACACUCAGUGACUUGACUGAAGAAUGCUAACACUGCAUUCAAAAUCCACUGGUUUGUCUGAAGGAUGCUAACAGUGUUAGCAGGGCCAGUACAUUCAAAGGGAUAGUUCAUGUUUUUUGAAGUGGGAGCAUAUAAAGUACAUAUCUAUAGUCGAUCUGUUUC
Messenger RNA from Acanthopagrus latus (yellowfin seabream), 1358 nucleotides. It is a transcript of the gene mogat3a, whose product is annotated as monoacylglycerol O-acyltransferase 3a. The coding region runs from base 1 to 1008 and encodes 335 amino acids. Lineage: Eukaryota; Metazoa; Chordata; Actinopteri; Spariformes; Sparidae. Gene Ontology annotation, biological process: triglyceride biosynthetic process. The record is from RefSeq and is a predicted model, not a curated record. Gene Ontology annotation, cellular component: endoplasmic reticulum membrane. The transcript has 9 exons. Gene Ontology annotation, molecular function: diacylglycerol O-acyltransferase activity.